Messenger RNA from Hypanus sabinus (Atlantic stingray), 2193 nucleotides. Its product is annotated as transmembrane and immunoglobulin domain-containing protein 1-like. The record is from RefSeq and is a predicted model, not a curated record. NCBI's taxonomy places the organism in Eukaryota, Metazoa, Chordata, Chondrichthyes, Myliobatiformes, Dasyatidae. The transcript is spliced from 6 exons. Bases 1 to 891 code for a protein of 296 amino acids.
AUGAGCAUUGCAGAGCAUCAUGAGUUCAUCCAAUUCCUUCUGAUCGACUCAUCUCUCAUCUUGCGUUAUGCUGGCUCUCCAUUACAACUCUCACUUCAUCUGGUUGGCCAGUUCACUGCUGAAUUGGGAUGUACCUGCAAGACCACCUGCAUGCGAUCUCAGCUGACUUCACCCUGUACAGACAUCUGCAUUAAUGAUUGCACAGCAAACGACAGGCUCAUCAAGAAUAUCUCAGAAUCUCUUUCUCUGACAUGCACAGUGGUUAACAACAGGCAAGAUGAAGAGUUAGUCUGGCUUCGGGAAGACAGAGUGAUUAAUUUGAAGCCUCUGAAUCGGAUCAAUGUCAGCACUGUGUGCAUCGAUCCAAUCACAGCCGAUGACAAUAACGUUACAUUUAGCUGCCACUUAAGCAGAAAUUCUACAGUCAAAAGAAGCGUGCUCCUUGAUGUUAGAUUUGUCCCUAUUUUGAGUCAGGAUGGAGGGGUGGACGUGGAAGCAUAUUCUGGUGACGUUGUAACGCUGACUUGUAAUGUGAAGUCUAAUCCACCAGCUUUGAUGUCCUGGCAUAAAGAUAACAAUACCCUCAAGAUGGAGGCAGGCAAACACCAUGUGAACUGGGACAGUAGUGCCUUUACACUGCUUAUUAAGAAGGUACAAAAAUGGCAAAAUGGGACAUAUGUCUGCAGAGCAGAUUCCACACUUGGAAGCAGAAGUUUGUACUUCAAUCUGAGCGUGAAAGACAAACCAUAUCAAGUGCCAUAUGAACCAAUCAUCGCCGGGAUAGUGGUGAUUCUGUUGACCAGUCUUUUUGGAAUAUUUUCACGGCGACAUGCAGUUAUUGAGUGCUGCAGAAAGAACAAGAAUCCCAAGACAUGCAAUGAAACUCAAUAGGAAGCCAGUACUGCACAAAGAUGAAAAUAAAGAGAAGCUUGGAAGAAUGUAAGAAGAUGGAAUAUACUGACGACAGAUUUGUCCAACACUCUGCCGCCCAUGUUGACUCUCAUUUCCUCCCACCAAUCACAAUGACGGACAACUAUUCUGUUAUCUAAUUAAAUUAAAUACUGUAUCUUUAAAGCUGCACGGAAUUCCUUACAUAAGUUUAUAUUUUGGCAAAACUUUUAUUAAUUGUGAUUUGUUUUAGAUUUUUUAUUCUUCAGUAAACAUAAUAAUUUCACAAUUUACUUGUUCAUCAGUUCAAAUUUUGUAUUCUUUUUGUGCCUGAGAGAAAAAUGCAUUUUAAGAAUAAUUUCAAAGUUAUUUAAAAAUGGGACAAGUAUGUUGCUUUGAGGAAAUAUAUAUUUUUAUAGAUAUAUAUUUAAAGAUCUUUAAAACCUACUUUGUUGGCAAAAUUUAUGGCCAUCUACAUACAAUGUCUUAUGAAGCCUCUUUGGUUAUUCGGACAUCUAAGAUACUGUUACCUGUUAAAGGAUUAGUAGCAGAGAUACACCUCACCCCCCACCUACAACCUCACCCUCCCCCUGUAUACAAGCUGCCUGUAACUUAGCUCUUGUCUUUCUAGGCCCAAAGAAAAUAUUGAUGAAUAUCCUGAAUCAGUUACAUUUUACAUGGGGCAAAUUUAAUAGUGCCAAAAAUUUGAAGUAUCAUCUUGCCACCACAUUGCACUCAGCUCAGAACUCCAGGAAGAAUAUAAGAACCAGCUAGAUUAUAAGGUUGAAAGAAGAAAAUGGGGCAUUAGCACACCCUAUAAAGGUUUACAUACAACCAAUGCUUUUGAAAUGCAGUCUUGAUUCAAUAAAUAUUCAAAAGUUCAAACUUCAAAAUAAAUUUAUUCUUAGACUACAUAUAUGUCACCAUACAAACCUGAGAUUCAUUUUCUUGUAGGCAUAAUCAGUAAAUCCAAUAACUAUGUUCGAAUCACUGAGACACUGCACAAGCAGGGUGGACAACCAGUGUAUGAAACACAAGAAACUGUGCGGAUAUAUAAUGAAAAAAGAAAUAAUAAUAACAAUAAAUAAGCAACAAAUAUCAUGACCGUGAGAUGAAGAGUCUUUGAAAGUGAAUCCAUAGGUUGUGAGAACAGUUCAGUGAUGGGACAAGUGAAGUUGAGUGAGGUUAUCCCCUCUAGAGAUACAACCUAGAGAUUCAUGUUCUUUUGGGCAUACUCCAUAAAUCCAUAAUAGAAUAACAACCAUAUUAGCAUCAAUGAAAGACCCACACCAACCUGGGCUUUCA